AUGUUGACACCACACUUAUCCAUGACUCUAAAACAUUUGCAUAUUAUUGUACGUGGUGCUCAAAAUAUGACCUAUUUUCAUGUACCGAAUAAGCAUCGAUUAGUUGUUAUGAAACAGCUGGAGACUUUCACAUUUGUGAAAUCUUUUAUAUGGAAAUUUGAAAACGAGUUGCAAUUUAUUGAACUAUUAACAAGUGCAGAUAUAAUGCCAGUAUUACGACGAGUAAAUUUAUCGAUUGCUCUUGAUACUGAGGAAUUGAACCGAAUCAAACAAAGCUCGAUUUUCGAUGAUUAUCGAUGCAUUGAUGUGCAUUUCGCGCUACAUAUAGUUGAUGUUAAUGCAAGGUUUGGGCUAUUGAAUUUGAUUCCACGCGUUAUUGGUACGACGUCGGUUAUUCAACUUCUGUUGAAACGAUCUCGAUAUAAAUAUGAUCGGAAAUGGUUAUGGUAUACUCUUCCAUGGUCAUUCGAAAAAUUCUUUCAAAUACCACUUUUAAAUCAAUGUGAUAUUGAAAGAGAACUCUAUGCAUCACCGUCAUCAUCUAAUAUAAUCGUAUCAUCUGAUAUUUCCACAUUAAACGAACAAGCUAAUCUUUCACUACUACGUAAAUAUGUACCUGUGGGUUCCAUACUUCUUGGAAGGAAGGAUGAAUAUUUUAAGGAAGCUAAUAUAAAUAUUCGCAUAACAAUUCCGUCUGACCGUAUCAUUUCAGUCGACUGUUUAGACAGUCUAAAUAGUUUUAUGUACACAGGAAAUCUUCGUUCCAUUCAUAUUAUCUUAACAUUUUCAAUUUUCACCGGUACUCUUAAUUGGAAAUUCUUACGUUCAUUUUCAAACCUUUCAUUGCUGAAAUCAUUACGCAUAACCCUCCACAGUGGCGAAGUUUUGCUCGACGAUGAACACUGCCGAUUAAUUGUCGAGAGAGUACCAAUGCUCAUCGAUUUUGUAUUCUGCUUCCGGGGAAAUCUUGGUUUUUUGAAUAAUGAUGGUCCAUUCAACAUUUAUGGAAAAUCUAUUUUGAAUUUAUACCAACAUAUUCGUAUGGCAAUUGCCAAUCGCACGCACAAAUAUGUUAUUGAACCAGAUGGAUGUGGAUUGAUGGUUUGGUUAUGA
Molecule: messenger RNA, 1113 nt
Organism: Adineta ricciae
Lineage: Eukaryota; Metazoa; Rotifera; Eurotatoria; Adinetida; Adinetidae
Source: the annotation of a GenBank genome assembly